AUGUUUCAGGCCGGACUCUGCACUAACUACAGCCCGUCCUUGAGAGUCCAGUGCGGGGAUGUGCCCUGUGGUGUCCCCGGACCUCCGGACGCAGAGAGGACCAUGUGGAGGACCAUGUGGACUCCGGAGCACAGACCGCAAUCUGACUCCAGCAGGAUGUCUUCAUCUGCCACUAAGGCGAUGACCAGGCGGCUCAGACAGCAGAGGAUACAGAGCACACUUCUGUUACACUUGCAUUUACUGGCCAACCCUGGAGACUCCCUGCUCCUGCAGCAGACCCUGGACCAGCUGCUGCGCUGGCUCUGUCCCAGCCUCUGCGUCUUCCAUGUGUCAGAGAGGGCAUCUCCGUACAGAACUUAUACUCCACUGUGUCCUGUGGCCGGCUAUCCAUCCGUGGCCAUCACCUUCUUCCUUCAUGAAGCUUACGGAGAAGAGCGAAUCCUCAAGGUCCUUGACUUCCUGCAGCACCCUCCAUGGCAGUAUCACCACACAGAGAGCUGUGGCAGUCGCACAGGAGGGGUCCACAUCACCUCCUGCAGCUCCCCAAACAACCCCUCGCUCAGACCCUACCUGCUGCCUAGUAGAGACUUCUACAGCCUGGGUGCUGGCAUGCCUGUGUGGGGGGUGCGCCCAGUGCACUGUGGAGGAGAGAUCCUGCGUGUCACACUGUACAGUGGAUAUGAUAACUAUGAGGACUCUGUGAGGCUCUAUGAGACUGUACUUCAGCGACAAGCUGAGGAACAAAAGGCAGGCUUCUGCUGGUUCACUCUUCACACAGAACCAGGGCUGAACCUGCAGCUAGCGAUAAAGCAGUUGUCACCAGGCGUUCGAGUUGAGCCAUGCAACUCUGCUGUGCUUCAAUUUAAUGUGGAGGAAAUUGGACAGUUAGUUCCUCUGCUACCUAAUCCAUGCACUCCCAUCAGCUCAACACGCUGGCAAACCGAAGACCUGGAUGGAAACAAAGUGCUCUUUCAGGUAAAAACCCUGGUCCAGCCUCAGCAACCUCUGACCUGUGCUUUCCCUCUGAGCGGCUCUGCGGUGUCUCCUCGAGGCCUGCAGCCCAACCGUGUGUCUCCGAGCAGGUUCUCCUGGGACGCUCUCAGACCAGCUGGACACAGAGCUCGAGAUGGUGAUGGAAAAGCGGACAGUUUUGGAUCAGGAAGUGGCUGCAGUAGUCCCCCUGGGAGCUCCUGUUACUCGUCCCAGCGCAGCAGUCCUGCACCGGCGUCCUUGUCCCAUCAGACAGAGUCCCCUCUGCGACCCCACUUCACACGCUCUAUGUCCCACCUGCUCCUGGAGGAGGACGAGGAGGAGACAAACGUGGACACAGGACAUCAGGUCUCUCCUCUGUGUGACAGUGGUCCCAUAGCGAUCAGACGCUCUUCCUCUGUAGACCUGCUGAUGGGAGUGGACUCAGCCAGGCCGGCUGUGGUGGGAGCCACAGCAGUGGAAGUGUUGGCAAAGGAGCUGAGUGAGUGUCUGCAUACAGGACACAGUCCCAGAUCCAAUGGGACCAACAAGACUAGCCCUGAGAACUCCAAACUGCUCUUUCUAAAAACAAACAGUGAAGAAAGCAUGGAUGAGUUCUACAUAUGA
Knipowitschia caucasica is the source of this 1596-nucleotide messenger RNA. The record is from the annotation of a GenBank genome assembly. Lineage: Eukaryota; Metazoa; Chordata; Actinopteri; Gobiiformes; Gobiidae.